This is a messenger RNA of Zootoca vivipara (common lizard), 4854 nucleotides long. It is a transcript of the gene ALDH16A1, whose product is annotated as aldehyde dehydrogenase 16 family member A1. The record is from RefSeq and is a predicted model, not a curated record. NCBI's taxonomy places the organism in Eukaryota, Metazoa, Chordata, Lepidosauria, Squamata, Lacertidae. Gene Ontology annotation, molecular function: oxidoreductase activity, acting on the aldehyde or oxo group of donors, NAD or NADP as acceptor.
CAGUCUGGGAAGCGCCCCCCGGACGCCUGGGUCCCCGAAGAGGAGAGCGCGAGAGAGGGAUUCAGUGGGGGUUAGGAAUUCAGGGAGAUGUUGGAAGAGGAGAAAAGUGUGGCUCCAAGUGGGAUUUCUUUUCUUAAAAAGCAAAGGUGGGAGCAGGAGCAGAUUGCAAACAGGAGGGUCUAGGUCUAGGAGAAGGUCUGCCUUCCUUCCCCAGAGCCCACCGCCCUUUGCCCUGGUCUUUACCCUCUCUUCCCCGCCGCUCUUCAACCCUGACCUUCGAUCCUCUGCUGAGCCAGCGGUCUCUGCUGGCUGGACUCGCCGCCUCUCACGUGGGUGUCGUUGACCACCCGAGCUCUAAAGGUCUCCCUCUUCCCUCCACGGUGGCACGUUUCAACUAUUAUUGUUAUUUAAGUCUGCAUUUAGGAAAAGGGACGCGGAAGAACUUGCGCGUGCUCAACGUCAGGCAGCCCUGCCUUUAACUAACAGAGCUAGAGAACCCUGGAGAACGCAGGAAUCCGGCCGAUCUUUGCUGCAACGUACAAAACACCCUUAGAAUGGGAAGCAAAGUCUCGCCCGUGCUCGAAUCCUGGCAAAGCUCUUGCUUCGCUCCUUUCUCUCUCUCUCUUGUCUCGUCUGAAUGUAAAUGCACGUCUGCAUUCCAACCCCGUGUAGGGCAUCCUCUCCGCCCCUUGAGAGAACACGGGAACUGACUGGGGGAUUCUGCUGCAGAUAUGCAAGCACCAAACUAUGCUUUUCUUGCUAUCUUGCUGGGCUGCAGCUAGACUAGCUGUCCUGGGGGGGGGGGGCAGUCCGUGCCGUGCAGCGAUCUGCUGCGUUGAAUGAGCAGAGCGCCCAAAGGAGGCGAGGUAGACGAAGCUGCGCUCGGACUCCUCGGUUCCACGGGAGGUUCAGCGCCUCGUUCUCUGCUUCGCGGGGGCAAAGAGAGGGUCUCUUCCAAUAGGCGUGGCUGAGCGACCCGAUUUGAAUCAGGGUCAUAUGCAUACUGCGCGCCCAUUGGCCAGCGCGCCCGUGGUAAGUCCCACCUCGGGUUACGUGCUACCGCGGAGGUACCCGCCCCUCUUACUCCGCCUCGCUCGGUCUUCUGGGUUAGGGAGGGGGCUGUAUCCCAGCGUGCACCGGGGUUAGGCUCCUAAUUAAACCGAGCUGGGGGGACCCCUAUUCCAUUUAUUUUUAUUAGAUGUUUGCUAUUAUUUUAUUAUAAUAAUUAUUAUAAUCGCCAGCCCUUUUCCCAUUCCGGGCAUGUCCUCGCCUUCCCCUUCUUCCUUCCUGGGCCCCAAGAGCGCGGAUCGCCCCAAAGUGCCCCGCACCCGGGCAGCCACUUGGAGCCACCGGGAGACGCUGGAUUUCCUCGCCUUGUGGGGGGAGGAAGGGAUCCAGGCGCAGCUGAACCGCUGCCACCGGAAUGCCGACGUCUACCAGUGGAUCUCGGAGCGGAUGGCGGAGAAAGGCUAUUUCCGCGACGAAGACCAGUGCCGGACCAAAGGCAAAGACCUGAAGAAGAGUUACAAGCAAGCCAAGCUGCAGGACGGCAUCGCCCGACAGAGGUGCCGCUUCUUCCACGAACUCGACGCCAUCCUGGGCAGCGGCGGGAGCAGCAGCAACGGAGGGGGCGGAGGGGGCGCGGCGCCUUGGUGCCAGGUGGUGAUCAAAGAGGAGAGCGAUCCCGAGCUCGACCCCGAGCUCCACGAGGACGAGUACGCGUGGACCCAGGUGUCCGUGACCGACGGCAGCAGCGACGUGGAUCCUCAGGGCGAGCCUUCCUCCUCCGCAGUAGCGGCCGCCGCCUCGUCCUCCUCCUCCUCCCAAGCAGGGGUCGGGGGUUUGCUCCACUCCGAGGACCCGACCCUCCACCACCAGCACCACGUGGCAGGCGGGAUCGUCAAGGAGGAGAAAAGUCCCGGGAGAGAAGAGAGGGGCGGAGGGGGAGCCUACCUCUACGGCCAGGAGGACGCCCACGUGGAGACCCCCGGCGGGGCGGACGAACCUCUCCUUCGCCGGGAGAGCCGGACGCACUUGGAGACUCCUUGGAGACCAGGGCUGAACCGGAGAGUUUUCUCCAGGCCACGGACCCUGCUGAGCACCCGGGAGAAGCUGGCUCAGCUCCGCAACAGGAGGAAGAGGCCCCGGGACGACAAGUUCGGCGAUCUCGUGCGGGACAUCCGAGCGCACUUCCGAGAGAGGGAGAAGCUGUUCCAGGGCUUGUGGGAGGAGGAGAAAGCCCAGCGGGAGAAGGACCGGAGGCUGUGGACAGCCGAGAUGGACUGGAUCCGGCAGAUGUGGGCCAAGAGCCAGAAGGAGCGAGAGGCGGUGGGAGACGGCAGGGAGGCAGAUGGGCCUCGGCAUGUCAAGGAGGAGAGCUGGAGCAGGGACCUCUGCAAGGACCCUGAGGGAGGACCUCGGAAAGACACCAGCGUUCAAGAGCCCCUCCUCUUAAAGACCUGGCUGGAAUCCCAUGGCCGUAGUUUCGGGCAUUUCAUAGGCGGAGAAUGGCUGAAGCCGGACGGAAGGGAGACCAGCACCACCAAGAAUCCUACCACAGGGGAGCCACUGGCCACCACCCUUCAGGGAAGCACAGAAGACGUGGACGCAGCUGUUGAUGCUGCCACCAAAGCAUUCGAAAGUUGGAGCCAACUCCCUGGCCAUGUCCGGGCCCGGCACCUGUACAACGUGGCCAGGACCGUCCAGAAACACCAGCGGCUCCUCGGUCUCCUCGAGAGCCUAGACAGCGGGAAGCUGAUCCGGGAAGCCCGAGAUGCAGACCUGCCUUUGGUCGUCCGCCAUUUUUACCAUCACGCUGGCUGGGCCCAGCUGAUGAAGGUGGAGAUGAAGGGCUGGAAGCCUCUUGGUGUUGUGGCAGCUCUCAUUCCCAGGAGUUUCCCGCUGCUGACUCUGACUUGGAAGGUGUGUCCUGCGCUGGCCAUGGGAAACACCGUAGUCCUGAAACCAGCCAGCUCUACCCGGCUGACGGCUCUGCUCCUGGCUGAGGUUUGCGCCCAGGCUGGGUUACCUCCGGGGGUCCUCAACGUCAUCACAGGCGACCAGGGGCUGGGAGAGGCUUUGGCCGCCCACCCAGGCAUUGACAAAGUGGCCUUUGCUGGCUCUGCCGAGGUGGGCCGCAGCCUGCGCCGGGCCACUGCUGGGACUGGCAAGAAGCUGUCUCUGCAGCUCGGCGGGAAGUCGCCCUUCAUCGUCUUUGACUCGGCUGACCUGGACAGCGCCGUUGACGGGCUGGUAGAUGCCGUCUGGCAGAACUGGGGGCAGCCCCAGAGUGCCGGGUCUCAGCUGCUCCUGCAGGAAUCCAUUGCCAAAGACUUCGUUCAACGCCUGAAGCGCCGAAUGGGGCAGCUCCGCGUGGGGGACUCUCUGGAUAAGGCCGUGGACUUGGGAGCCUUGGUCAGCGAGAAGCAGCGGCACGCCAUUGAGGGCCUGGUGGAGGAAGCUCGAGCAGAAGGUGCUGAGGUUUUCCAGGCAUGGGCGUCCCUCCCGCCAAGUGGGCUGUUCUACCCUCCGACCUUAAUUACCGGCGUAUAUCCUACCUCCCGUUGCGUCAGGGAAGAGAUCUUUGGCCCCGUUCUCGUAUCGUUGACUUUCCGGACAGCCAAGGAGGCGUUGGCGUUGGGGAACAGCACCCCCUAUGGGUUGGCUGCCAGUGUGUGGACGGAGACCCUUCCCCUGGCUCUGGAAGUCGCCCACAGUUUGCAGGUGGGGACUGUCUGGAUCAAUGGCCACAACAUGCUAGAUGCUGCAUCUGCCUUCGGGGGAUACAAGGAAAGCGGUUAUGGCCGAGACGGAGGCAAAGAGGGCCUUUUUGAGUAUGUGAGACCAAACUGGGAGGCCCGCCCACACCUCGGCACUGUGGACCUGGACUUCAAGACCUUUGCUACCUCACAAGGGGCUGGGAUCCCCUCAGUUGCUGCAGGCAGUAGAGUCCCGCGUUCCUCAGUGUCUGACCUGGAAGGAAACAUUCCAAAUGUGGACCGAACCUACAAGCUGUACUACGGGGGUGCGCAGAAGAGGCCAGACUCCAUGAGUUCCCGAGCCGUCCUUGACCACGCUGGCAAGAUAGCAGCCUACGUGGCAGACGGGGGCGUCAAAGACAUCCGUAAUGCUGUGGAAGCCGCUCACAAGGCUGCUCCGGGGUGGGCUAAGCAGACGCCUCAUGCCCGGGCGCAGAUCUUGUACUACCUGGCUGAGAACCUGGAACUCCGCCGAGCAGAGAUUGCAUCGUGCCUGGAGGCGUUGGCCGGUGCCGAGAAAGAGGCGGCUCUGCAGGAGGUGGACCUCUGCGUGCAGCGGCUCUUCUACUGGGCGGCGUACUCUGAUAAAUACGGCGGAGCUGUGCAGGAAACCUCUUUGUACGGCGCCUCCCUCCUCUUUCGGGAACCUCUCGGUGUCAUUGGCAUCGCCUGCCCCGAUGAACAGCCUCUCCUCGCUUUCGUCAGCUUGCUGGCUCCUGCUGUCGUCCGCGGCAACUGUGUGGUGAUGGUCCCCAGCAAGCGGUUCCCGUUACUCGCCCUGGAUUUCUACCAGGUACUAGACACUUCGGACGUCCCUGGUGGAGUGGUGAACAUCAUCUCUGGCAACCGGGACCAUUUGAGCCGGGCCUUAGCCGAACACCAAGAUGUGCAAGCUGUAUGGUACUUUGGCUCUAAGGAGGGUUCUGCACUUGUUGAAUGGGCCUCGGCUGGGAACCUGAAGAGGACCUGGGUGAAUUAUGGAGCGGAGGAGCGUUGCUGGGCUGACCCACAAGAGGGGGCUGGGGAAGAGUUUCUCUACCAGGCCACACAGUGUAAAAGUGUUUGGAUGCCCAUGGGUGAUAUAUUUGCCAACUGA